Ctenopharyngodon idella (grass carp) is the source of this 3584-nucleotide messenger RNA. RefSeq names its product C-X-C chemokine receptor type 1 (gene cxcr1). Bases 607 to 1689 code for a protein of 360 amino acids. The record is from RefSeq and is a predicted model, not a curated record. Gene Ontology annotation, biological process: immune response; neutrophil chemotaxis; G protein-coupled receptor signaling pathway. The transcript is spliced from 3 exons. Gene Ontology annotation, cellular component: membrane. Lineage: Eukaryota; Metazoa; Chordata; Actinopteri; Cypriniformes; Xenocyprididae. Gene Ontology annotation, molecular function: C-X-C chemokine receptor activity.
CCCUCACUCGAAUAUUGACUCCCACAAAUACACACUACAUUUCCCAUCAACCUGGCACUGAUUACGUUGCCCAGCUGCAGCUCAUUCACUGGCCUAUAUAAACUGUUUCUUCACCAGUCCUCUUUGCGAGGUCUUGUAUUACUACGGUUUGCAUUUGCCUGCCUGUUGUGACCCAGUUUGUUUCCCCAUUUACGAUUCCCUAUUUACGAUUCCCUGCUGCCUGCCUAUUGGACUAUUUGCUUUGUGUUUGACCUGUGAUUGUUCUCCGCCUGCCCUGAUCUCCUGCCUGUUUAACGACCACGACUUUGUCUGCUCUCUGUUGCUGUGUCUGCUGGUAUCUGACCAUUGCCUAUUUGACUCAGAUUUUAAUAAAGCCUGCUUAUGGAUCCUACUUCAAGUGACGAGUCGUUACACUCUGGUUACACUCACACCGCCCCAAGCAGGGAUUCGAACCAACGUCACCGGCAUGGGAUGCGGAUGCACUAACAAGGAUGCUAAAUACCGCGGCCUCUAGCAUGCCGCUUAAAAGCAACAUCACCCAACAUCCUCGUCUUCUGCAUCCCCUUCAGUUACUGAAGACAUAAAUAUUCAAACACCUCUCAUUAUAUGAAGGCUAUUGACUACUUCAGUGAAUUCUACAAUGAACUCUACAAUGAGUUCAACUAUACAGAAUACCAGAAUGACACCGAAUUUGUUCCGAAUGACAAUACGCUGCUCUGCUCCUCCGUCGCUUUUGGGAAAGCCAUCAACAUUUCAUUCUGUGUCUUCUACAUGCUCAUCUUUCUGACGGCUAUUCCUGGGAAUCUGAUCGUCGGCUGGGUCAUCGGCUCUAACAGACGCUCACUUUCUGCUUCGGAUAUUUACCUAUUCAACCUGAUGCUGGCCGACACAUUACUGGCUCUUAUUCUGCCCUUUUCGGCGAUUACUGUGAUCCACGGUUGGGUGUUUGGUGAUGUUUUAUGCAAGAUGGUUAGCCUGGUGAAGGAAGUGAACUUCUACACCAGCAUCUUGUUUUUGGUGUGCAUCAGCGUGGAUCGCUACUUGGUCAUCGUACGGGCUAUGGAAUCCAGGAAGGCUCAGAGGUUACUGUGCAGCGGGGUUGUCUGUGCAUUGGUGUGGCUUUUGGGAUGUGUGCUGUCCUUGCCGUCAUUCUACAACGAGGCAUUUUACGUGGAAUUUUCUGAUCAGACUAUUUGUGCAGAACGCUUUGAGACGGACCACGCCGACGAGUGGCGACUGGCCACACGUAUCAUGAGGCACCUGCUUGGUUUCCUUCUCCCUCUGGUGGUCAUGUUGAUCUGCUACAGCGUGACAGUGGUGCGGCUCUUGCGUACGCGUGGUUUCCAGAAGCACAGAGCCAUGAAGGUGAUUGUAGCCGUGGUUGUGGCUUUUCUUCUGUGCUGGACCCCCUUCCAUGUUUCCACGAUAGUUGACACCCUCCUUAGGGCCAAAGUGGUUAACUUCAACUGUUUGACACGGACAUCGGUGGACAUCGCCAUGUUCGCAACUCAAAACCUUGGCCUUCUGCAUUGCUGUGUGAACCCAGUGCUGUACGCCUUUGUGGGAGAGAAGUUCAGAAGAAGGUUUCUGCAUAUGCUCUAUAGAAAAGGAGUUCUGGAUCGGUUCUCCGUCUCCAGAUCUAGUAGGUCCUCCUCUCUGACCUCAGAAGUCACUUCCAGCUUCCUGUGAGCUAUACUGCCUAGCAAUGGACAUCAAUGUAUGUGGACUGCAAGACACUUAGUGCACCUUUCUUUGUUUGCUUGAAAUACAACAACACUUUGUUGUAGGGCAGGGGUGUCCAAUUAUGUUCCUGGAGGGCCACUUUCCGCCAGCCCUAAUUCAAGACAUCUGAACCAGAUAAUCAAGGUCUUCAGGAUUACUAGAAAUUUCCAGGCAGUUUUUGUUGGAACUAAACUCUAAUAAGCUCUGCAGGAAAGUUGCCCUCCAGGAGCAGGAUUGGAAACCCCUGUUCUAGAGGCUAAUUGCCGUAAUGCGUUGGCUCCCUCUAUUGGUCACAAAAAGCGAAACCCAUUAUAGGGUGAGAAGAAAAUGUUUGCUGCAGUGGUGACAUAUUUUUGUAGGCCAACUUGGAUGCUAGCAUCGGCAAAAACCCAAUAGGAUUUUUCCAUUGGGUUGUUGGAUAGUUCUCAUGCUCUGUGAUCAACAAAAAUAUGAUUCUUACAAGUAUUGUUCAUCAUGAUAAUCUUCACAAAUUAACUCAACCGUUAUGAAUUUUGAAGCCUAAAUACAAUCAGUAGAAGUAAAAAGCUAAAGUUAAGCUAUAAAUGAACUACACUAUGGUCACAUGACUUCAACGCCACCACCAUUUAGUUUCCGGUCACUCUUUAAAGUUUUCCUUGAAAGUUUGAAUUAGAAUAGUUUGCGAGAACUAUAAACACAAUGAAGCUGUGAAAGUAGACUAGUGAGUAGAUGAGUUUUCAUGUCUGGCAUGAUGACAUUUAAUGUCCCUGACAAUCUCUACAGUCCCAUUGAGCCACUUGUUAGCAACCACCUUUUUCAAGACAAGUAAAAGCUUUAAAAAAUAGGUCAUAGAGUAAAACGUGAAAAUAUCUUGAGCUUGUGUUCAUUACAGACCUUAUUUCAGGCAUUUACCUAAAAAUCCAUUCAAAAAACCCAUUGACUUUGGGACAAUGGAACCAGAAGUGCUAAAAUGCAACUCAUUUCCAGGUUUUGGCCUUCAAAAUUAAUAAUCAUCCCUGCAGCACUUUAUUGUUUGGCUGAGCUUCAAAAUGUUUAAGAAUCAUAUACGGAUCAUCAUUGCUCAGACGGUGGGUUAAUGAUCUGAAUAAAACCCUUAAUCUAAAGGUACGGUCACAUAGCGAAAUGUUGGUCAAAUGUCGCAGCCAAAAAAGGUCUACUGUCAACAGUUUAGAGAUGAGAUGUAUGACUCACAACUUACACAGAAGUUAAGUCACUUUCAAAUCAAGCAAUUUUCUGUUGGUCAACUCUGAAAAUUUGUGUGAACAACUUGAACCCUUUGCGAAAAAUCUGUUUUGCGAAAUCUUUUACCCUCACACAAAAUUCCCAAUUGCAUAUUCCUAUUGAAAUGACUGUAUUUUGCCUAAGAAAAUUCAAGGAACAAUGAUAAUGUGACAGCACCUUAAGUAUUCAACAUUGGCAUGCAAGUUGUGCAUUACGGACAAGAAUAAAACCUCAACUAACUCUUUUAAUAAAAGGGACUGGCACUUUUCAAAGUUUUUGCAAUUUUUGCCUGGCAAAUGACAACGCAAGUGAAGAAACCCAUAUAUAGAUAUAUGUUUUUUUCUAUUUAUGAGAUUAUAGUCUGAAAUGCACUUCAUCAAAAUGCAUCAUACUUCUUUUCAAAAUGCAUUAUGCUGUACUGUUUUCCUCCAUACUUUAUGAAAGUUACAAUUCUUCAUUUCAUUCAGGGCAUUCUGGAGAGGGACAUUAUAUUAUUGUACUCAUGAAGUGUCUAUGGUGCAAUGGUUUAUCAGCCUUAAAUGAAUGCAAUGACAGGAAAACCUCUCCAGGACUUCAAAUGGAUGUACUGUUUGAUUUUUCAUGCUCGUUUGUAAGUUUAAAAAAUAAAAAUGUUAUGAACA